UCUUCACUCACUCCACAGCCCACGGGUUUCUGCACUUACGUUUUAAAGUCUUUGACUUUAACUCUUGCACUAAUGAGCACUCCACCACUUCCCGGAAAACUGGCGAUGGUUGCGGUCGGGCUAUUGGAUUGUGGGAGGCAUCACAUUAACUGCUGCAACCCAGCCUCUCCACCCACAGACACCCUCCCGGCAGGUCCGUGGCUGGAGCUUCGAGAUAUUCCAAUGUUAGACUGAUGCGGCAGCGAGCGGCGGGGCUCAGCCACAUUCGUGGAAGGAGAGACGCGGCGUCCCCGCAAUAACUCGGUCAGCACAGCGCCAGAUCCCAGGCUGAGAUUGGUGGUGCCCCCAACCCCCCCGCCCCGAGAGUGGCCCUGGACCAGCGGGUGGACUGAUGCCGGACUGCGGACCAGUGUAACGGCACAGCUGACUUGGACUUGAAGAGGAUAUUGUCUGUUUGCAUUCUCCACUCCAGGAUAAGGGAUUUCUGUCAACAAGAUGGCUUUCUGGGCAUUACUUCAUCCAGAUUUAUGCCUGCUCUUGAUACUGUCCAGCAGACUGGUGUCCACAGGAGAGAAGCUAGGAAAAGAAUGCGUGAAAGAGAUAAUGAGAACUGCACCAUUGAUUGACGGCCACAAUGAUUUAGCGCUACAGCUAAGAAGAUACUUUAACAACAACCUGACUGCAGUUGAUUUGAAUACUCUGACCAAGACCCGUACAAAUCUUAACAAACUGAAAGAAGGAAAUGUGGGAGCUCAGUUGUGGUCUGCAUACGUACUAUGCUCCUCCCAGAAUAAGGAUGCGGUUCGCUUAACCAUGGAACAAAUAGAUGUCAUCAAGCGGAUGUGCAGGAAGUAUCCAGAAUUUGAGUUUGUCACAUCUUCAAAAGCCUUGAACAACACUGAAAAAAUAGCUUGUCUGAUCAGUAUUGAAGGAGGACACUCAAUUGACAGCAGUUUGGCAGCCCUAAGAAUGUUUUAUGAACUCGGAGUACGUUCUAUGUCUUUGACCCACAAUUGCCACACACCAUGGGCGAAAAGUGCAGUAAUUAGUCGUUCUAACAUUUAUGACAUAAAUACGAGCUUAACACAGUUUGGUCAGGAGGUUGUUUUUGAGAUGAAUCGGCUGGGGAUGAUAAUAGAUCUGUCACACACUGCCACUGACACGGCAGAAGUGGUCCUAAGGAUCUCCAAGGCUCCGGUCAUAUUCAGUCAUUCAUCAGCCUAUGCUAUCUGCAAACAUCCCAGGAAUGUUCCAGAUAAACUUCUUCACUUGAUUAGAGAGAAAGAAGGCUUGGUGAUGGUGAACUUUUACCCUGGUUUUGUGGCCUGUCAGGAGUGGGCAAACAUUUCUCAAGUUGCAGAUCAUUUCGACCACAUCAAGAAGAUCGCUGGAUAUGAGUCGGUUGGAAUAGGGGGGGACUAUGAAGGCGCCUCUGGAUUUCCUCAAGGUCUGGAAGAUGUGUCAAAAUAUCCUGCACUAAUUGAGGAAUUGCUGAAGCGGAACUGGUUGGAAAAAGAAUUAAAAGCUGUAUUGCGAAACAACUUUCUCCGUGUUUUUCGCAGAGUUGAAGAGGUCAAAGAGGAUCUGAAGAAUUUGCCACCCAGUGAAAAGGAUAUCCCCUACCAGGAAGUUAAGAAUCCUUGUCGCUUGAAUCUCAAGAAUCCUUUCCCAUCUAACAAUGGGUCACAAAGCAAAACAGUGCAUAUUACUUUCGCUGUCAUAUCUACCAUUAUUACUGCCAUCAUUUGGACUAUCUGAACUGAACAGUGAAUCCAGUCAAAAGUUCUUGGCAACAAAGCACUUGCAAAUGUUUCUGUGGAGGAGUGAGCUGGGUAAAAACUUGUAUAACAGCCUGUACGGUCAGCAGUAAGGUAGACAGGAAUAAAUCAGUCCCUAACUAAACUAGAUGCCUUAAAUUCGUUUAUUUCUAAUUUCCGCAACAAGAUGAGAUUUACUUAAAAACUCAGCAAAUCACUUCCUUUUACUUUGUGGUGGAUGUUUACAUUGCUGUGGUGUUAAUGGAUAAACAAAGUCGGAAAAUCAAAAAAAUGCAGAUGCUGGAAGGAAAAUAGAAAAAGAAAAUGCUGAAAACACUCUGCAGGCCAGGAGGCAUCUCUGGAAAGAGUAACUCCUUGACCUUUACCGUAGUUUUGGAGAGUGAUAGGUACAGACGAUAUGGGAAAGUAUUUAAUUGGGGGAGGGAGAAUUAUGAUGCGAUUAGGCAGGAACUUGGGAGCAUAAAUUGGGAACAGAUGUUCUUGGGGAAGUGCACAGCAGAAAGGUGGAGGCUGUUUAAAGAAUACUUGCAUGGGGUUCUGGAUAGGUUUGUCCCAUUGGGGCAGGGUAAGGAUGGCAGAGUGAAGGAACCGUGGUUUGCAAGAGACAUAGAAUAUCUUGUCAAGAGGAAGAAAGAAGCUUAGAAGGUUUAUAAGGUUUAGAAAGCAUGGAUCAGACAGGGCUCUGGAGAGUUACAAGGUAGCCAGGAUGCAGCUUAAGAAUGGAUUUAGGAGAGCUAGAAGGGGGCAUGAGAAGGCCUUGGCGAGUAGGAUUAAGGAAAAUCCCAAGGUGUUCUACACGUAUGUGAAGAAGAGGAGGAUGACUAGAGUGAGGGUAGGACUGAUCAUGGACAAAAGAGGAAACAUGCCUGGAGUCAGAAGAGGUUGGGGAGGUCCUUAAUGAAUACUUUGCUUCAAUAUUCACCAGUGAGAGAGACCUUGACGUUUGUGAGGAUGGCAUACUACAGGCUGAUACGCUUGGGCAUGUCGACGUGAGAGAAGAGGCUGUGCUGGAACUUUUGAAAAACAUUAGGAUAGAUAAGUCACCAGGGCCGGAUGAGAUAUAUCCAAGGUUAUUACGGGAUGCAAGGGGAGAGGUUGCUGCGCCUUUGGCAAUGAUCUUUAUGUCCUCACUGGCUACAGAAGUAGUGCCAGAUGAUUGGAGGGUGGCAAAUGUUGUUCCUUUGCUUAAGAAAGGGAGUAGGGAUAACCCUGGGAAUUACAGGCCAGUGAGUCUUACUUCAGUUGUGGGCAAAUUACUGGAGAAGAUUCUUAGAGACAGGAUUUAUGGGCAUUUGGAGAAGCAUAGGCUGAUUAGGGAUAGUCAGCAUGGCGUUGUGAGGAGUAGGUCACAAGCCUGAUUGAAUUCUUUGAGGAUGCAACAAAGCAUAUUGAUGAAGGUAGAGCAGUGGAUGUGGUGUAUAUGGAUUUUAAUAAGGCAUUUGAUAAGUUUCCUCAUGGAAGGCUCAUUCAGGAAGUCAGGAGGCAUGGGAUCCAGGGAAACUUGGCUGUGUGGAUUCAGAAUUGGCUCACCCACAGAAGACAGAGGGUGGUGGUGGAUGGAACGUAUUUUGUCUGGAGGUCAGUGACCAGUGGUGUUCCGCAGGGAUCUGUUCUGGGACCCCUGCUCUUUGUGAUUUUUGUAAAUGACUUGGAUGAGGAUGUGGAAGGGUGGGUUAGUAAGUUUGCUGAUGACAUGUAGUUUGUAGUGUAGAAGGUUGUUGUAGAUUUCAACAGGACAUUGAUAGGAUCCAGACCUGGGCUGAGAAGUGGCAGAUAGAGUUCAACACAGCAAAGUGUGAAGUGAUACACUUUGGAAGAUCGAAUUUGAAGGCAGAAUACAAGGUUAAUGGCAGGACUCUUAGCAGUGUGGAGGAACAGAGGGAUCUUGGGGUCCAAGUCCAUAGAUCCCUCAAGGUUGCCACGCAGGUUGAUAGAGUUGUUAAGAAGGCGUAUGGUGUAUUGGUCUUCAUUAGUCAGAGUACUGAGUUCAAGAGCCACAAGGUAAUGUUGCAGCUCUAUAGAACUCUGGUUAGACCACACAGAGUAUUAUGUUUAGUUCUGGUCACGUCAUUAUAGGAAGGAUGUGGAAGCUUUUGGGAGGGUGCAGAGGAGAUUUACCAGGAUGCUGACUGGAUUGGAGAUCAUGUCUUAUGAGGAUAGGUUGGGUAGCUAGGGCUUUUCUCUUUGGAGAGGAGGAGGAUGAGAAGUGACUUGAUAGAGGUGUACAAGAUGAUAAGAGGCAUAGAUUGAGUGGACAGUCAGAGAUUUUUUCCUAGGGCGAAAAUGGUUAACACGAGGGGACAUAAUUUUAAGGUGAUUGGAGGAUGUCAGAGAUAAGGUUUAUAUAUAUGCGUAGAACGCACUGCUGGCAGAGGUUGUGGGGGCAGCUACAUUAGGGACAUAUAAGAGACUUUUAGAUAGACACAUGAAUGAUAGAAAAAUAGGGGGCUAUGUGGGAGGGAAGGGUUAGGUAGAUAUUAGAGCAGGAUAAAAUGUCGGCACAAUGUCGUGGGCCGAAGGGACUGUACUGUGCUGUAACGUUCUAUGUUAAGGUUUAAUUUGUGAUGAUGGAGCUCCUCCCAAACCUUAACUGCUCCUAUUUCUCUUUCCGUACAUAAUGCCUGCCCUGCUGACUGUUUCCAGUAUUGUUUCAAUAGGCUACAGGUUGCCAAACUAAUAGGGACUAUUUCAGUAAUUCAACCAGCCUCAUUAUUAAAAGUAAAAUUUAUUAAGAAUAGACCUUUCCCCCUCAACCCCACCACACAAAGAAAAUGCCUGUGUGCCUACUGUCGGCACCAUUCUUUGCCAAUCUGCCCAGGAUUUCAGACCUUUCUUCCUCUGCCGUCCACCCAGAAACACGCUCCCACUGCUGCUCGCACUAUUAUUGCAGCAUCUGUUAAUUCAUUGCAACUAUCCACUGUAACUGUAAUACUCCGUAAGGUUGUUGCUUGUAUUGUGGUUUAUUCUUUUAAGAGUUACACUGGUAAACUUGAUAACACUGUUCUGUGAAUCUCAGAUUUGAAGUUCUUGCUUUUCAAGUGACUUUCAUGAAUGGGUUUAAGGCAAUUUGCAAUGCAAUUUUUUGGCCAAAAUAUGGCCUGGAGCAAUUUCUAUUGUGAUGAACUAUUCUUAGUUGAUAAAGUGCAUAAAGUACUGCCCUGCUGUAAUCUAUUGUCCUUUCUCAAAAAAGUUUAGAUAGACCUUCACUUUAUACUAUUUUGCUGAACCAAGAAACAGUUUUGUUUUAGACCUUGCUAAAAGGACUUUUUUUUCCAAAUUGGGAUUUAUGCUCUUUAUUCUGCCACAUUCAAAGCUGUGGAUAUGUUAGUUGAUUGAAAACUGAAUUCUACAAGAAUAUUUGAAUUAAUUCUGCAUUUUAAUAUUAGCAGUAAACUAAUUUCAAUACCACCAUCAUUAAAUACUUUUCAAUUUUACAGGAAUGGUAUUUUGAUUUAGGUAACUGACUUGGUAUGUUUUUGCCCUUUUUUCUCAGUAACAUUACAAAACCAAAUGCUAAAAAUCUUAUUCUGGUGAACUUCAAACUAUCGAUCAUUUAAAAUCGAUAACUGACAGUUACAGAUACUGUCAUUUCGUUUCUAACAUAUUUCUCAAAUGUGCUUGAACCAGUUUUCCUCUUCUUUCCUUAUGAAAUACUCAGCUUGUAUUUCAAGUUGCACUACAGGUCUUUUUAAGGCAAAAAUAAAACAUCAGCACUAACAGUACUGUAUGCCAGCAUUUCAUCUCUAUGACAUUUGCAGAGAGGGGUGCAACAAUGCAAUAAAAUACAAGGGUAUCCAUCGGUAACAACUUCUGUCAUGCAAGAUUAUUGAAAGGGAGCUAAGAAUAUUUGUUAAGAUAUAAGACAGAACC
Messenger RNA from Pristis pectinata (smalltooth sawfish), 5648 nucleotides. It is a transcript of the gene dpep2, whose product is annotated as dipeptidase 2. The transcript has 11 exons. Gene Ontology annotation, biological process: proteolysis. NCBI's taxonomy places the organism in Eukaryota, Metazoa, Chordata, Chondrichthyes, Rhinopristiformes, Pristidae. Bases 496 to 1758 code for a protein of 420 amino acids. The record is from RefSeq and is a predicted model, not a curated record. Gene Ontology annotation, molecular function: metallodipeptidase activity.